UUCGAAAAUAACGAAGCCAACCCUCAACAAACAACAUUUUCUCCUUAUAAAAACCACACUUCUCUCUUUCUUUCUUUCCAACAACAACUCUCACACUCUUCGUCGCCUCCGUCCUUUUUUCUUUUCUUUCAAAUUUCAGAUCUCUCCCUCUCUCUACAAUGGCCUCCAUCACCGGAACUUCAUUUUCCAUCACCGCAUUCCAACAAUCACUGGUACCUGGUUCUGCUUCCAGAUUCUCUAACCCGAAAUCAGUUUCCCUUUCGAUUAAAGGGAGAGCCUUUCCAUCACUUACAUUGCAAUCUAGGGUACACCGCUUUCAAGUUACCUGUGCAGCCAAACCAGAAACUGUAACUAAGGUCAGUGACAUUGUCAAAAAACAAUUGGCAUUGGCAGAUGGGACUGAGGUCACCGGAGAGUCCAAAUUUUCUGCCCUUGGAGCUGAUUCUCUCGACACGGUUGAGAUUGUGAUGGGACUUGAGGAGGAGUUUGGUAUCAGUGUUGAAGAAGAAAGUGCCCAGGCCAUUACCACUGUUCAAGAAGCAGCAGAUAUGAUUGAGAAGCUUCUUGAAAGCAAGACUGCUUAAGCUUAAACCAAGAACAAGGACACACAUGCAUUUGAGUUUUUGUAUUUUUGUGUGAGGAGGGUUUAAAUUUUAUCCUAGGUAUUUCAGUUUGAUUGCUCUUACGAUAAACUGGUAGAUCUUUUAUGAACUCCUCUAGAAUUACUGCAUUACUGGUUUUAUUUUUGUAGACCUUGUGGCUCUCUUCAAUGAAAUGAAAUUUAUAUGUCA
Molecule: messenger RNA, 791 nt
Organism: Lathyrus oleraceus (garden pea)
Lineage: Eukaryota; Viridiplantae; Streptophyta; Magnoliopsida; Fabales; Fabaceae
Product: acyl carrier protein 1, chloroplastic
Exons: 4
Coding region: 159-584 (141 amino acids)
Biological process (GO): fatty acid biosynthetic process
Molecular function (GO): acyl carrier activity
Source: RefSeq, a predicted model, not a curated record